AUGGCGGCGCUUCAGGUGGUGCUGGUGUGCGGCACACUGCUGAUGGCACUGGGGCUGGUGCCUUUCCUGUACUUUGUCGCCCACUGGUACCUGAUGCAGGGCUCGCCCCUUGAGACAUGGGACUCCCCCCCCAGGAGCCUCAUCAGGCGCCUGAGCUCCAGAGGCGAGCGGGGAAAGCCCUUGGCCAGUGACGGCAACAGAGGGGUGCAGUCCCCAUCUCAGCAGCCUGAGAAGUCUCCCAAGGAAAGCCUGCCGGAUGAGCCAAAAGCUGAUGGGAAGCAAGGAAGGUCCAUUUCCUUUCAGGAGUUGGACAGCGUGCAGGAGGCGAGUGAAAGCAGAAAGCAGAUGGAUGUGACCAGAGGGGCAGAGGAAGAGGUGGGGCUCAUUGUGGGCCUGCUUGUCGGGACGGUUGGAGCUGGCACCUUUGUGGGCCUGCAGAUUGCGCAGGAGGGCAGGACAGCCGUGCUGGCUGUCACUGAGGCGCUGCCCACAUGGUCCUUGAAGUCCAGCAGCAGUGAGCAGCACACGGCGCUGGCACGACAGGGGCACAGGCACUGGCAAGUGUGGCUGCGAGAAUGGCAAGGGACUCUCAUGACAGCGACAGAACGCAACGUGCCAUCUGUCUACUCCUGGCUUGAGGCCCAAGUGGAUGAGAUUGUGCGAGCAAACAACCUCACUCAGGUGAUGCAGGACUUGAAGGUGGUCUCUGCAACACUCCGGUCGCCAAAGCCCUGCAGCGCAGGAGAGAGGCGAGCUCUGGUGGUGGCCAGGGUGAAGGCCAAGCUGCAUGCACGCAGCACAGAUGCCCGCUUGCAGUACCUGUCAGAGGAGGUACCACAUAUUUUCCCUUCUUUAGAUCGCCUCUUCCGAAAGGUGAGAAGGAAGAAAGAGAGCUUAGCAGCAGCUUUGCAGGUGUAUGAGCAACCAAUGAGCAGACCACCCAGCAACUCAUCUGCUGAAGCCAUCACACCUAAAGACAAGGAGGCAGGCAGUGAAAGGACCAUGGAAAUGGAGGAAGCAGUCGCUGCAGCUGAUGCAGAACAGCAGAUGGCAAAGGCAGCCCUUGCAGAUGCUGUCAGGGAGGAUGAGGUGGCCCAGCAGGAGCUGGAGACAGCAGAGCGGCUGCUGAGCCGCUGCUCUGGGGUUGAUAGCUCGGGAGCGGCGCAGGUGCAGAGCGGAGCUGCGCGCCAGCUGAUGCAGCGGCUUCAGGCAGCCUACGCCGACAUGUGGCAGCUGCAGCUGAGGGAGGGCCUCCACGAGCUCCUGGCGGUGGCGAGGGAUGCGAUAUUACUGGCAAGGGAGGUGAUGUCGGGCAAGGGGCAGGCGUCGUCGGGGGAGCUGAACGCGCUGCAGCGCAUUGCGGCGGCCGCCUCGGAGCCGCUGCUGGCGCUCGGCCGCUCCGCCGGAGCGGUGAUCUUCAGCGGCCUCGGCAGCACCACUGCUGUCGCUUUCACGAGCGGCCUCGGCAUUCUCCGCCUGGGCGUUGGGGUGGUGCAAGCGGGCGUGCAGUUCACGCUUUUUUUUGCGCUGCUGUACUACCUGCUCGCGGCCGAGGCGGACCCGCUGCUGUACGCGGUGCGGCUGCUGCCGCUGUCGGACAACGGGCGCCAGCAGGCUGCUACAGCGCUCUCUGAUGCCCUGCGCGGCGUUUUUCUCUGCGCGCUGAAGCUGGCGCUCUUUCAUGCCGGCUUCACCUGGCUGACAUUGCGCAUAUUCCGCGUGCACUUCGUGUAUGCCACGACAGUGGCGGCAGCGGCGACUGCAAUGCUCCCUCUGAUCCCAUCCUGGCUCGUGGCAGUGCCUGCUGCUCUGCAGCUCGUCAUCCAGGAUCGUGUGUUGGCUGCUGUCCUGCUGCUUGGUGCCCACUUUGGGGCGUGGUUCCUGGCCGAUGAAAUCAUCCUUUCAGAGAUCCCAGGUUCCCACCCAUACCUGACGGGCUUGGGCAUCAUUGGGGGCAUGUACACGUUUGACAACCCGCUGCAGGGGGCCAUUGUGGGCCCCAUGCUGCUGUCCCUGCUCAGCGUCUUCUACAACCUGCACUCCCAGUUCAUGGGCAGCAGCAAGCUUAUGCCCAUCAGCAGCUUCCCUGGCAGCCAAAGGGCCUCCAUCAGCCGCAGCUCAUCCUUCGACUCCAAUUUUUCACGCUUCAGGGUGCCUCCGACUAUUAGCUAA
Coccomyxa subellipsoidea C-169 is the source of this 2172-nucleotide messenger RNA. RefSeq lists its product as hypothetical. NCBI's taxonomy places the organism in Eukaryota, Viridiplantae, Chlorophyta, Trebouxiophyceae, Coccomyxaceae. The record is from RefSeq and is a predicted model, not a curated record. The coding region runs from base 1 to 2172 and encodes 723 amino acids. The transcript is spliced from 11 exons.